Molecule: messenger RNA, 2607 nt
Organism: Leishmania mexicana MHOM/GT/2001/U1103
Lineage: Eukaryota; Euglenozoa; Kinetoplastea; Trypanosomatida; Trypanosomatidae
Exons: 1
Coding region: 1-2607 (868 amino acids)
Source: RefSeq, a predicted model, not a curated record
AUGUCCGAUAGUGGCAACGUAGUGCGCUAUCCCCUGGUGCGUGUGAGGGGAGGGGCAUCAAUACUCUUCACAGCCCUGGUCAGCUCUCUUCCGCCGCCGGCCCAGGUGGCGCUUCGCAGGGUGCUUUUGGCUAUCCCCGUCAUGGCCGUGGCAAAGGUGCAGCGGGCUGCCGUACUGAUGUUUGCUAGGCGGGUGCUUCUUCCCCUCCUCACCGACGCCUUCCCAGCAGUCUAUGGCGCCCUCGAGGGAGUCACCCUUAACGCGUCAUCUGCCACGCUGAUCGCAGCGCUAUCGCAUGCCGUUGUCGCUUACUCUCUCGCGGAGAAGCUGAAGGCGGACCGGGCGGCCUCGUUAGCGUUUACGACGGGCUCCGCUGCGUGUCUCCUCAGCGAAGAGGAACACCUUCGUCGCCUCCUCGGCUCUGUGGUGGACGCCGAAGCACCAUCUCUGCCCUCGGCACAGCUCAGCGUCCAGCGUCUUGCUCCCACUGCCGCUGCGCCGCGAAUGUGCUCGGAGUUCUUUUCCACCACUACGCCCGUUGCACUGAAGGCUUACCUGCACCAUGUGCACACGCGUCCGAGAGCCUCGCACGUUACCAUUUUCGUGCCUGGGCUAAUCACAGCCCCGUGGACCACGCACCUUAUCCCCUUAUUGCGCGACGUCUUUUGCCGCCAGGGCACGGCAGUCGUUGGCUACGACAUCUGCGCUGACGCAGAGCACUACGACGUGGACCUGCGUCGCUUGCACGACUGGAUCCGGCAGGAGCGCCAAAGCACAGCGGGAUCAUCCGCGUUACCACCCGCGCCGAGCGCGGCGUCGCCAUGCGGUGUGCUGGUCCUCGCCAGCAUUCGCGGCCGCCGCGUCCGCAAUGGUGAUAAGGCGUGCGUGUUCGCCAAGAUGCAUGGAUGGCAGGUCGUGGAGCUGUGUGUGCCAACGCUGCCGUUGGAUGCGGUGGAUGACUUAAACCCGCAACGUCGUCCGCAAUGGGUGAGAGCGCGUCAGUCGCAGCGCGCCACGUCGUUUGUGCGGCCGGAUGUGCGCCUCACCGCCUUCGACGACGCCGGCAUGUACGGCGGAGCGGUCGUGGAGUUGUGUAGCAGCGACAAUUCCCUUCUGCUGUACAUGAAGAGUCAGUGUCAGCCAGGGCUGGUGGAAAGCGGCGUCAAUGGCGCGGUCGUACAGGCAAAGGUGUGCAACUCCCCCCGCCUCACCGCAGCGGUGACGCCGCGCAUGCUGCCGUCCUCUGCUGUCAACGCGACGCUUGAUGCGGCCUCCGGCACCAGCGAGCUCAUCACCAAGGUCUGGUGUCCAUGGGCGCGCAGGCUUUGCGCCGCCGUCUGGAGCGAGGCGCAUAUGCUGCAUCAGGGCUCGGUGGCGGCGCUCCGCCGCUUUCCCACGCAGGCGUUUCCAAAGGUUCCCCUACGCGCGCAAGCGCAGCUACGGCGGCUGUUGUUGCCCCGCAGAGGUGGUGUCAGUACGACCGGCAACGGCAACGCGCCUGGUGGCCCCCUGCACCACGUCUCCGCUAGCACGCCAGUCGAGCACCGCACCACCUAUAUCACGACCCCCCUCGCCGCCGUUUCGCUACUCACCGAGCCACAACCCCCCGCUGCCUCACCGGUCGGCACCGGCAGCAACCGAGGAGGUACGGAAACUCUCACUCUGACGAAGACCACGUCCCCUGCGGGAGCAGCGGCCGCGGCUCUCAUGGCACCGGAGGAAGCGCUCACGAACUGGGCAGUGGAGCGCCGGAUCCGACUGCGAUGGUCGUCGUUGCUUAUGUCGCUAACUUUUGCCGCUGCCGUCGGCACCUCCGCGGCGUAUCUCUCUCUGUGGUCCUUCGUGGCACAACUGCCGCCGUGGGUAGUGGCUGUCUCGGCGGCGGACGACGGCGAAACCGCACGUGGCGAACGCCGAAGCAGUUGCUGCGUCGAGGCCUUCGCCACAGCGCUCCUCGUGCGCGUCGCCUGCCCCGCCUCCCCUCGGGCCGUCGCCGAGGUCCUUCGGGACGAAGCUCUAGUCGACGCGGCAGCGGUGCGCCCGCGCGCAUGGGAUUCCUUGGCGGCCACACCGAACCCAGCUGGGGAGGAGGCGCUCAAGUUUGAGGAUGCCGUUCUCUUUCCGGGAUGUGACCAAGCAACUCGGCUGAGCGAGGAACUGCUGUACCUUCCGCUGUCACCGGAACUGCCCGUUAGCGCGCGAGCUGCAAUGCUGCGAGUCCUGUGGAACAAGGUGCCGCACACCGUAGACGCCGCUAGUGCGUCUGUGCACUCGAGCUGGCUCGAGCGUAGAAAGGCCGCUUGUGCUUUAUCAGCUCACGUGCAGGCAACAGUGAACUCUGUUUACCAAAUGUAUCUUCCUCAAGCACAACGGGGGCGCGAUGGCAAGGCGCUGUCCUUGGCGGCUAGCGCCGGCAACACUCCCCCCAGCGUCAUUGCAUGGGGCCACAGCGGCGGCAGCGCUGUGUCAGCGCAGGAUGCAGAGAGAGUUCAGCGGUUCCUGUUCGACGGCGUGCCCGCCUCCUCCGUAACGCCGUUGCUGUCCGCAGGUGCGGCCCUCAAAUCUCUCGCGCAAACCCUUAUCCCAACGGUGAUGUCGAACCUUUGA